GUUGCAACAACAUGAACUAAUAUUGUUUCAGCUUGGUGGACAGUUUGGAUACAUCUUUUUAGAGAACAUGCUGUUGCCUUCAUUAGAUGAACCUCGUCUUUGGAAACAUGGAAAGCCACUGCUGAUGUUUGAGCAUCGCCACACAAGACUCCAAAGGUGUAAAAUGUAAGCCAAAAAGGAAAUGCACAGAAUUGAAGUAUUUUUUACUGAGGAAAACUCUUAUAGAGAAGUGUCUUUUUUUUUUUUUUGAGCAAAUUUAUGAUGAUUGCAAGAAGUGUAGAUAUUCUAGUUUUGUGUACUUUGACGUAAUAAAACACAUCUUCAACUUCUUGUGACUGAGUUGAGCCAGGGGAAUAAUGGAUGGCAUGAGUACUUUAGCAUCCUUUGUGAACAACGGCACAGGACCCUACCACAGCCCCGCAGGACCCUGGAGUCUCAUCAUUCUGGUCAUCAUCAUACUGACCAUAGUGGUGGGAAACUUGUUGGUCAUCAUAGCUGUGGCUCGCACUUCACAGCUACAGACGACGACAAACAUCUUCAUCAUGUCUCUAGCGUGUGCAGACCUCAUCAUGGGGGUCCUUGUGGUGCCUCUUGGUGCCACUAUUGUGGUGACGGGCAACUGGAAGCUGAGUAAAACGUUCUGUGAGUUCUGGACUUCUGUGGACGUCUUGUGUGUGACAGCGAGUAUUGAGACGCUCUGUGUCAUAGCAGUGGAUCGGUAUAUAGCCAUUACCAGGCCGCUGAGACACCAGGUUUUACUCAAUAAGUGGCGUGCAAGGGUAAUAGUUUGUUUGGUUUGGGUUGUGUCUGCCUUAAUUUCCUUUGUACCAAUUAUGAAAGGUUACUGGCGUGCAGACGGCGACCCUGAAGCGGAUCAAUGCUAUAAUGACCCUGCAUGCUGUGAUUUUUUGACCACCAGGGCCUUUGCCAUUAUAUCAUCUAUAGUGUCUUUUUACAUUCCACUGCUCAUAAUGAUAUUUGUGUAUGCAAAAGUCUUUCUAAUAGCGAAGCGGCAAGUACAGCUUAUAGAUAAGAAUCGUAUGCGUUUCCAGAAUGAGUAUCCGACAAUGCAGAUGCAAGUUGGCCCCCACAUUAAUGAUGUCCUGCCUUCAGCAUGUGUGGCCUCCAGCAGCUGCAACAAUGUAGCGCGGAGGAAGAGCGUCAAGCGAAGGCCGUCUCGGCUGAUGCUUGUCAAGGAGCAGAAGGCCCUCAAGACUUUGGGUAUCAUCAUGGGGACCUUCACGGUGUGCUGGCUGCCGUUCUUUGUUGCAAACAUCAUCAACGUUUUUAACAGAGAUAUUCCGUCAAAAAAGAUCUUCAGACUGUUAAACUGGCUGGGUUAUAUCAACUCUGGUCUCAAUCCUAUCAUCUACUGCAGGAGUCCAGAGUUUCGUACUGCUUUCAAGAACCUGCUGGGUUGCCCGUGGCUGUCCACCCUGCAGCUCAAUACUUUCUAUAAAGAGCUGCGGAGUCGCUGCUCCUGCUUUCUGUGGCAGGCUGAGUCAGGCACGGCAGGCUCUUUCCAAAAACCUCCGACAGGCAGGAAAGAGGGCAAUGACAGCCUGGCCAGCACUCAGGGAAGCAGCAGAAGUGAGGAGGCUUCCGUUGGUCCUGUCCAGUCCAAUGGCAGCCCACAGUUCAGUGACUUCUCAGAGCCAGAGACUGAAUUCUACACAUUGCAGGAAAAAGACGGAUGAGAACUGUAAAAUGUCGAGCUACUGAAGGAAACUAUGUUCUUCAGCCGUUACUGUGAAUCCUGCAAAAGGCUGAGACCAAGCA
Messenger RNA from Scomber japonicus (chub mackerel), 1779 nucleotides. RefSeq names its product adrenoceptor beta 3a (gene adrb3a). Gene Ontology annotation, cellular component: membrane. Lineage: Eukaryota; Metazoa; Chordata; Actinopteri; Scombriformes; Scombridae. Gene Ontology annotation, biological process: adenylate cyclase-activating adrenergic receptor signaling pathway; norepinephrine-epinephrine-mediated vasodilation involved in regulation of systemic arterial blood pressure. Bases 357 to 1697 code for a protein of 446 amino acids. Gene Ontology annotation, molecular function: norepinephrine binding; epinephrine binding; beta3-adrenergic receptor activity. The transcript has 2 exons. The record is from RefSeq and is a predicted model, not a curated record.